Molecule: messenger RNA, 820 nt
Organism: Colletotrichum navitas
Lineage: Eukaryota; Fungi; Ascomycota; Sordariomycetes; Glomerellales; Glomerellaceae
Exons: 1
Coding region: 240-692 (150 amino acids)
Source: RefSeq, a predicted model, not a curated record
CAUUAUUGGUCGCUGAUGACAAGACGGAGGCAUGCAGGAGUCGAUUGUCAUUUAGGUACUCCCUUCCCGAGCGUGGCCGGAUAGCAUCCGCGCACUCUCGACGUUGGCGGACCUGGUUGUAACUUGGUCUUUCAUGGUCAUAGCUUUUGUCUGCGACCGCCGACCGGCAACGUGCGAUUUUCGAGUCUCGUCGACCGCCGAAGACGAAAAGAAAGCUGCACUCUGAGGCGAGAGAGUGCAUGCCCCAACCCCCCAGUUGGCCCGCAAAACGAAAUGGCGGUGAUCCCUCCCCGGCUAAUCACAAUCAGGGAAAUUGGCUUUCGUUUCUGGACCAGGUCAGGGGGUACCCAGUAUCCUAUCCUGCCAUGCGUCCAAGCGACCCCAUACAUACAACCGUUCCUCUGGGCCCUGAUCGGGUGAGUGCCGGAACCGGUGCCGAAACGCCAGGUAGAUUGUUCGCAGAGGGAACCAAAGUGGAAGUACCCUCAUGUAGCCAUUUGCUCCGGGGCAACUCGCGGGUCAGGUCUUCCGUUGCCGCAGCACUUGUCUGUCCACCGUCGAAUGUCAUCGAGGUCUCCAGAGCAAGCAAGCAAGCCCAAAAGCCAGCAGAGAAGGUUCGGGAGAUGCAUUCGAAUCCUCUCCCGCCGCAUCUGGCAGCUAGAGGGUCUCCGAUGCUGAGAAGGAAAAACUGAAGCGCGACACUGCUGCAUCUCGUCCUGUAUCUCCGCAACAAUAGGCUAUCGAUUCAUGACGCACCUUGAAGCCUUGGUCAUGGAGGUUUCGCGCCACGGAAGCGGGAUCAUCAUGUGUAUAUGCAUGU